Molecule: messenger RNA, 5022 nt
Organism: Herpailurus yagouaroundi (jaguarundi)
Lineage: Eukaryota; Metazoa; Chordata; Mammalia; Carnivora; Felidae
Gene: LRFN2
Product: leucine rich repeat and fibronectin type III domain containing 2
Exons: 2
Coding region: 22-2400 (792 amino acids)
Cellular component (GO): postsynaptic density membrane; cell surface
Molecular function (GO): protein binding
Source: RefSeq, a predicted model, not a curated record
CACGGCCUGAGUGACCAGACCAUGGAGACCCUGCUUGGUGGCCUGCUGGCGUUUGGCAUGGCGUUUGCCGUGGUCGACGCCUGCCCCAAGUACUGUGUCUGCCAGAACCUGUCUGAGUCACUGGGGACCCUCUGCCCUUCCAAGGGGUUGCUCUUCGUGCCCCCUGACAUCGACCGGCGGACGGUGGAGCUGCGUCUGGGUGGCAACUUCAUCAUCCACAUCGGCCGCCGGGACUUCGCCAACAUGACGGGGCUGGUGGACCUGACCCUGUCCAGGAACACCAUCAGCCACAUCCAGCCCUUCUCCUUCCUGGACCUCGAGAGCCUCCGCUCCCUGCACCUGGACAGCAACCGGCUGCCCAGCCUCGGGGAGGACACCCUGCGGGGCCUGGUCAACCUGCAGCACCUCAUCGUCAACAACAACCAGCUGGGCGGCAUCGCCGAUGAGGCCUUCGAGGACUUCCUGCUGACACUGGAGGACCUGGACCUCUCCUACAACAACCUGCACGGCCUGCCCUGGGGCUCCGUGCGGCGCAUGGUCAACCUGCACCAGCUGAGCCUGGACCACAACCUGCUGGACCACAUUGCCGAGGGGACAUUCGCUGACCUGCAGAAACUGGCUCGCCUCGACCUCACCUCCAACCGGCUGCAAAAGUUGCCCCCGGACCCCAUCUUCGCCCGCUCCCAAGCCUCCGCCCUGACUGCCACGCCUUUUGCUCCACCCUUGUCCUUUAGUUUUGGGGGGAACCCGCUCCACUGCAACUGUGAGCUGCUCUGGCUGCGGAGGCUCCAGCGGGACGACGACCUGGAGACCUGCGGCUCCCCCAGCGGCCUCAAGGGCCGCUACUUCUGGCACGUGCGAGAAGAGGAGUUUGUGUGCGAGCCGCCUCUCAUCACCCAGCACACGCACAGGCUGCUGGUUCUGGAGGGCCAGGCGGCCACGCUCAAGUGCAAGGCCAUCGGGGACCCCGGCCCCCUCAUCCACUGGGUGGCCCCUGACGACCGCCUGGUGGGGAACUCCUCAAGGACCGCCGUGUACGACAACGGCACCCUGGACAUCCUCAUCACCACGUCCCAGGACAGCGGCGCCUUCACCUGCAUCGCCGCCAACGCCGCCGGGGAGGCCACGGCCAUGGUGGAGGUGUCCAUCGUCCAGCUGCCACAUGUCAGCAACAGCACCAGCCGCACGGCGCCCCCCAAGUCCCGCCUCUCGGACAUCACUGGCUCCAGCAAGACCAGCCGGGGAGGGGGAGGCAGUGGGGGCGGGGAGCCGCCCAAAAGCCCCCCGGAGCGGGCUGUGCUCGUGUCUGAUGUGACUACCACCUCGGCCCUGGUCAAGUGGUCGGUCAGCAAGUCGGCGCCCCGCGUGAAGAUGUACCAGCUGCAGUACAACUGCUCCGACGAUGAGGUACUGAUUUACAGGAUGAUCCCAGCCUCCAACAAGGCCUUCGUGGUCAACAACCUGGUGUCAGGAACCGGCUACGACCUGUGCGUGCUGGCCAUGUGGGACGACACGGCCACGACGCUCACAGCCACCAACAUCGUGGGCUGCGCCCAGUUCUUCACCAAGGCUGACUACCCACAGUGCCAGUCGAUGCACAGCCAGAUCCUGGGUGGCACCAUGAUCCUGGUCAUCGGCGGCAUCAUCGUGGCCACACUCCUGGUCUUCAUCAUCAUCCUCAUGGUGCGCUACAAGGUCUGCAACCAGGAGGCCCCGGGCAAGCUGGCAGCUGCCGCGGUCAGCAACGUGCACUCGCAGACCAACGGGGCCCCGCCGCCCCCUCUGGCCAGCGCGCCCAGCGGGGCACCCGUGCCGGGGCCGCCCAAGGUGGUGGUGCGCAACGAGCUCGUGCACUUCAGUGCCAGCCUGGCCCGAGGCAGCGACUCCUCUUCCUCCAGCUCCCUGGGCAGUGGGGAGGCCGCAGGGUUGGGACGGGGCCCCUGGAGGCUCCCCCCGCCUGCUCCCCGCCCCAAGCCCAACCUUGACCGCCUGAUGGGGGCCUUUGCCUCCCUGGACCUCAAGAGUCAGAGAAAGGAGGAGCUGCUGGACUCCAGGACUCCGGGCGGGAGAGGGUCUGGGACAUCGGCCAGGGGCCAUCACUCGGACCGAGAGCCGCUGCUGGGGCCGCCUGCGGCCCGGGCCAGGAGCCUGCUCCCCUUGCCCCUGGAGGGCAAGGCUAAGCGCAGCCACUCCUUCGACAUGGGGGACUUUGCCGCUGCGGCUGCGGCAGCCGGAGGGGUCGCCCCGGGUGGCUACAGCCCCCCUCGGAGGGUCUCGAACAUCUGGACAAAGCGCAGCCUCUCUGUCAACGGCAUGCUCUUGCCCUUUGAGGAGAGUGACCUGGUGGGGGCCCGGGGAACAUUUGGCAGCUCCGAGUGGGUGAUGGAGAGCACGGUGUAGGCCCGUGGGGCGGGAGGUGGGGGGGGGGGGAGGCUCCUCCUCUCACCCUUGCAGGGUGGAUAAAGGGGAAAGAAUCUAUACUGGCAAGUCUUUGUGGAGUUUCCAUGGUGAUGUUUACAUCCAGGGACAGUCUCGUCUCCCUGUCAACGCCCCCCCCCCCCCCCCCCCCCCCUUCCGGGCCUGUCCCCCCCCCCCCACCCACCCAGCCGGGGUGUGCUCAGGGAAAGCGGACUCAAUCGCUAAAAUGUCGGACUGAGCCCUGAGUGUUUGGAAAGGCGGACUCCCUCCUUUCUAAUCACGAAUGUAGCGUGUAAGCAAGCGGCUUUGGAUUGCUUAUGGCUCCAGUGUUGUUUUUAUUCCUCAACUUAUUUUUCCCACUUCCCAGACUCCUCCUCUUCAUUCACACAGAUCACGGAGAAUUUACUCUUCGUGCGAGAGCGGGUUCCCAGCAGCCCCGGUAGUGGGAGAUUAUCUACUGUCAGUUGACAAGAGAAGGGAGCGAUUCUGGUCCCACACUUGUUUGGAAGGAAGACUAGGGCAUCCCCUGCCCAGACUCCUUGUUAUUCCCAACCACCUGAGCACUGGGGAGGGAUGGGCCCUCACCGCCAUGCCUGACCCAGCUUCCUCUGCUAAACAUGAUGCCCCACAGCCAUCACAUCAGCUUAAGCCAGAAGGUUAACUUCCAGGACUUAUGUGUGGGAAAGGGAGAAGGGCUUUAUGAGGCCUAAGGCCAUAAAGGAUGUUAACCUUUGGAAUUGCUUUAGGAUUUUUACCUCUUUCAGGGGAAGCUGGGACAGAAAGUCCCCAUGAGCCUGUGACAGGCCAAGAGGGUUUCUGAGGAAAGCAGAGUGGGAUGGCCAAAGGAGCAUUGGACUUGGAGUCCAGUGCUCUCCAUUCGGGUUCUGGAGCCACCACCGGAGAACCAGCUGAUCAUACUGGGCAAGACCCUUUUUCUCUUUGGACCUCAGUCUCCUAAUUUGCAAAAUACUGGAUUGUACCAGCUCUUGGGAUUCCCUUUAAGUUCUAAGGACAAAUGAACUCUUCCAUGCCUCUAGACGUUAUGGUUUCCAGAUCAGCAGUACCAACAGCACAAGCUGGUAGAGCAUCGCUAUGCUUCCUCCUGGACACAGAGGAAGUCUUCUAGAGGUUUUGGAGGGGGAGAAUCUGAAUCUUUUUAGGAUGGUAGGGUUUUGAAGUUUGAAGAGGUGUUUGCAAACAUCUCAUCCUUAGCCCUCUCUCCCUUUCCCCCAGAGCAUAAAGGACUCGCCCAAGGUCACACAGUGAGUUAGUGACCAAGCCAGGGCAGGUGCCAAGGCCACUUCCUGGGGUGGUGUUUGGGAUUCAUUAUGCUGUCUACACCCUGGCUCAGGCAUUUCUGUGUCCAGAGUCCAUCCCUUGUCUGUCCCUGAGGAAGGUGGCUCAGGGUGGCACGUGGGGGGACGCCUUUCCUGGAUGACAUCCUUGAGGAGGAUCCAUCUGUGGAAAUGACAUAUGGCGAUGGGAAGGGUACAUGGGCUCCUUUCCACAAGGGGCAUUAACCUCCACACCCCAGACCAUGUCAAGAGGGGGCAGAGGACAUAUGGCCACGGAGAUACUGCAUGAGAAGCAUCUCGAGGGCUUUCUCCUACAUCUCUGUCUCUCCUGCUCUCCAUCUUUCAGGUCUCUCCUCAUUGCCAACAUACUACCUCUCCCUCGGUCUCCCCAACCCAUCCUUUGCUCUUCUGAGUCUCUGCCAUUGAUCUUUAGCCUCUCUUUUAUUCUUCUCCCUUCUUCCACUUGCCAACCACACCACAUACAACAUCCAGGUGAGUCCCCUUCUGCUGAAGGGUUCUAAUAGGCUCAGACCCAGAGCUGAGCUGGCGGCCCCCAAACCCACCCGGAACACACAAGGAGCUGGUGGGGAACUGUCUAUGCAGGAUUGCCUUCUGGCUCCAGCCCAGGAGCCUCCAAAUCCCUUGUCUUUGUCCUUCUCCACUGACUCAGAUCCCUCCUGCCUCCUCUCUCCUCCCUUCUACUCUCCUGUCUUCAUACUUGUCCUUCCUGUGACUCUCUGCCUUCCCCAGUCCCUUUCUGGUCCUGACAAAGUCAUUAACAGACCAGGCCAGUCUCUUCCCGAGACAAGUUAAUUUUCCAGGCCAGUCCCGGGGCCAGAGCACAUGUCUUCCCCCAUCACGGUGGCAACCACAAAAUUGGGUGACUAGAAAGGAAAUCUCUCCUUCCCUUCCUCUUCCCCUGCCCGAGUUUUUCUUCUCUCCUUUUUCUCUCUGAACCUUUCUUCUUCAGUCUUUCUAAAUGUAGCCAUUGAAGAAUUGAGCCCAAAUACCACCUUUCUUUUUGCCUUUGGGUUCAGACACCCAGAGGGAAAAUGGUGGACACCGGAAGAGGAGGAACCAACUGUCUACUCCUGUCAGUGACCCCAAGCUCUGUCGUGACAUGAUAUGUACUUGCACUUCUGUUUGUCAUGUUUCUGACUGGGGCUUUUGGAAAGCAACAUCCCUGUGGUCAGAAUAUAAAUGCCAACUUUCUUUGCUUAAAAAAAAUGUACAGUAAAAUGUACAGUCUAAAAAAACAAAACCAACCACACUUCUUGGGAGAGAGAAAAAAAAAAAGAACAUUCUCAUA